GAGUGGACAUGAUCCCGCCAUAGAACUGCUGCUGGAGAGAGGAGCACCCAUACUGGCUAGGACCAAGAACGGUCUCUCCCCCCUUCACAUGUCGGCCCAGGGAGACCAUGUGGAGUGCGUCAAACACCUGCUGCAGCACAAGGCGCCUGUUGAUGAUGUCACCCUGGACUACCUGACAGCGCUUCAUGUCGCCGCCCACUGUGGUCACUACCGAGUCACCAAGCUGCUGCUGGACAAGAGGGCCAACCCCAACGUUAGGGCUCUGAAUGGGUUCACUCCACUGCACAUCGCCUGCAAGAAGAACCGGGUGAAGGUGAUGGAGCUGCUGGUGAAAUACGGAGCCUCCGUCCAGGCCGUCACGGAGUCUGGUCUGACCCCCAUCCAUGUCUCAGCCUUUAUGGGUCACCUCAACAUGGUGCUGCUGCUGCUACAGAACGGAGCCUCGCCUGACAUCUCU
Molecule: messenger RNA, 457 nt
Organism: Oncorhynchus tshawytscha (Chinook salmon)
Lineage: Eukaryota; Metazoa; Chordata; Actinopteri; Salmoniformes; Salmonidae
Product: ankyrin-2-like
Exons: 3
Biological process (GO): negative regulation of delayed rectifier potassium channel activity; neuronal action potential
Cellular component (GO): axon initial segment; synapse; membrane
Molecular function (GO): transmembrane transporter binding
Source: RefSeq, a predicted model, not a curated record